CGCCUUGGCCGCAUUGAAUUGCGGAACUAAACUUACAUCAACUUAACAUUUCCUUUCUAUUCACCUCCAUUUUCUCCUCCUUCGUAUCUUCCCUCUUUGCCUCGGGAUCCAAAAUAUCCCGUAUCCAUAUCACAUAAAGAUUUCGAGGCCAGGCUCGUAACCUCUGCCGAUCAACCUUUCCUCCUAUUCCCAUUCUAUAGUGAUCUUGAGGAAGGCAUAAAACAUGGCUGAAGGGGAGGAGAUUCAGCCUCUUGUCUGCGAUAAUGGGACUGGAAUGGUCAAGGCUGGAUUUGCUGGAGAUGAUGCUCCAAGGGCUGUCUUCCCCAGCAUUGUUGGCCGUCCUCGUCAUACCGGAGUAAUGGUUGGCAUGGGCCAAAAAGAUGCAUAUGUUGGGGACGAGGCUCAAUCAAAGCGUGGGAUUUUAACUCUAAAAUACCCAAUUGAGCAUGGAAUUGUGAGCAACUGGGAUGACAUGGAGAAGAUUUGGCAUCACACUUUCUACAAUGAACUUCGCGUGGCCCCAGAAGAACACCCUAUACUUCUUACUGAGGCACCGCUGAACCCUAAGGCCAAUCGUGAAAAGAUGACCCAAAUCAUGUUUGAGACCUUCAAUGCUCCAGCUAUGUAUGUUGCCAUUCAGGCUGUGCUCUCUCUUUAUGCCAGUGGUCGCACAACCGGUAUUGUUCUUGAUUCUGGUGAUGGUGUCAGCCAUACUGUCCCAAUCUAUGAGGGCUAUGCUCUUCCUCAUGCCAUCCUUCGUCUAGAUUUAGCCGGUCGUGACUUGACUGAUGCUCUCAUAAAAAUCCUUACUGAACGUGGUUAUUCAUUCACCACUACGGCUGAGCGUGAAAUUGUAAGGGACAUGAAGGAAAAGCUGGCAUAUAUUGCUCUUGAUUAUGAGCAAGAGUUGGAAACUGCCAAGACGACCUCAUCUGUGGAGAAGAGUUAUGAACUACCUGAUGGGCAGGUGAUCACCAUUGGUGCUGAGCGGUUCCGUUGCCCAGAGGUGCUCUUCCAACCUUCAAUGAUUGGUAUGGAAGCAGCAGGGAUCCAUGAGACAACAUACAACUCAAUUAUGAAGUGUGACGUUGAUAUCAGGAAGGAUCUUUAUGGGAACAUAGUUCUGAGUGGUGGUUCUACCAUGUUCCCUGGUAUUGCUGAGAGGAUGAACAAGGAGAUCACGGCUUUGGCUCCAAGCAGCAUGAAGAUCAAGGUGGUGGCUCCACCAGAGAGGAAGUACAGUGUUUGGAUUGGAGGUUCUAUUUUAGCAUCUCUUAGUACAUUCCAACAGAUGUGGAUUGCAAAGGCAGAGUACGAUGACUCUGGACCAUCUAUUGUUCACCGAAAAUGCUUCUAAGGAUGGAAAUGGAACCCGAGAUUUACUCAGGAAAGAAAGAAUAAGAAAACAAAAAAAUCAUCUGAUGUUUCGGCUGUAAUCGAGGCUUUCAGUUUUAUUUUUUCCUGUCUGCUGCUGGACUUUUGAAUCUUCGCUGCUUGGGUAUGCAUGAGACGUGCAAACCUUUAUUUAUAUGCUGGAAGCAACUACUCUCUUGCUUCUAGCAUUGAGUUGAAUUGAUCUUUGUUUGUUUGUUUUAUUUAUUGAAUUGGCAGAAGAUGCUUUCUUGUUUAACACAAUGUUGACUUAAAAUCUUGAUAUUGUUAGUGUAUUUUUUAAUAUUUUA
Molecule: messenger RNA, 1682 nt
Organism: Phalaenopsis equestris
Lineage: Eukaryota; Viridiplantae; Streptophyta; Magnoliopsida; Asparagales; Orchidaceae
Product: actin-like
Exons: 5
Coding region: 224-1357 (377 amino acids)
Cellular component (GO): cytoplasm
Source: RefSeq, a predicted model, not a curated record